AUGACCAGAGACUGCGGACAUAGUACAGGAGAUGACCAGAGACUGCAGACACAGUACAGGAGAUGACCAGAGACUGCGGACAGUACAGGAGAUGACCAGAGACUGCGGACACAGUACAGGAGAUGACCAGAGACUGCGGACACAGUACAGGAGAUGACCAGAGACUGCGGACACAGUACAGGAGAUGACCAGAGACUGCGGACACAGUACAGGAGAUGACCAGAGACUGCGGACACAGUACAGGAGAUGACCAGAGACUGCGGACAGUACAGGAGAUGACCAGAGACUGCGGACACAGUACAGGAGAUGACCAGAGACUGCGGACAGAACAGGAGUUGACCAGAGACUGCGGACACAGUACA
Molecule: messenger RNA, 362 nt
Organism: Staurois parvus
Lineage: Eukaryota; Metazoa; Chordata; Amphibia; Anura; Ranidae
Source: the annotation of a GenBank genome assembly